This is a messenger RNA of Salmo salar (Atlantic salmon), 845 nucleotides long. The record is from RefSeq and is a predicted model, not a curated record. Lineage: Eukaryota; Metazoa; Chordata; Actinopteri; Salmoniformes; Salmonidae.
CUGCUUUUUCUCCUCUCUCUCUGAGUAUUUCACCCUGCCUCAAUAUAUUUUACCCCGGCGGAGAGAGAGAGAGACUCCCAUGGAACCCCGGGUUCCGCUGCUGUCGUCAGUAACUUGGAGCGCUCUGGGAACCUUGUGAACUUCCCCCGUCGGUGCCUCUGUCUGUUCCGGAGUAUUGGAGAGAGAGAGAGAGAGAGACGGAGGGAAGGGGAAGGGGGGAGCAGUAGUUGAUGGGGACGAAAGCAGAAGCAGCCCUGCAGACGAAGACUCCUCUGGAGACCUCAGAACCAGGACCAGCUAGAACCAACAAGCAGGACCUCCAGCUGGUGAUACCUCCCCAGGGACAGGCCACCAUGAUGGGCCAGCGUCUCAACCACCUCUCCGUCCUGGGGCUACUCUUACUGCUCCUGGACCUGGAUGUGAGUCGUGGCUCCGCUGCUCCCGCUGAGGACGAGGAUUACUACAUGCAGGAGUUACUCACCAGGGACCACUACUACCACGUAGCACCUGAGGAGGAAAUAGUACCACCUGUUCCCCCCUUCGAAGGGGCCCGAGGGACCGACAGGAACAAACGUCCCCCCAGCCUGGAGACGAACAACAGAAACAAACGUCCCCCCAGUCAGAAGGAGACAACCAACAGGAACAAGCGUCCCUCCACCCAGAAGGAGGCGACCGGCAAGGCAGAGAACGUCAGACAAACAGACAAGACCAGGGUCACUGAAACCAAGUCAGUGAAGAAUGGAAACAAGAAGGAUGAGAAGAACAAAAAGGGAACGUUGAAAACUCCCAACAGCAUCAAUGAGGGAGAGGGCCAAUACAAGUCAGCGAAAGAGGGUGAUGCAUGA